UGUGUUGUGUCGUCACGAGGCAGUGUGUCGUUAACACAAACAUGGACACAGCUGUCCCGUCCAUCACGUCCGGCCCGGUAGUCGAACAGCCGCUCUGCGCGCUAACCGUAAACCCAGCCGUGAUUUUGGAAGCCUGGAGGAAGGUAUUUCGCCUCUGACGCAGGUGUGUGUCCGCUCCGGAGGUUCCGUGUCCCCGGUGAGCAGCCCGACGUGUUCCCGCUCCACAAAGCAGUACGCCGGGAGGAACAGUGGCCAAGGCAGGUUCCGUGGACAUGUGGACCGCAUUACAGCAUGAAAUGCACAGUUAUUCGGGGCGUUACGGAAGAUGCUGCGUCAUUCAAAGAAGAAUGUUUUGGCAGUGGUGAUUCUCGUUGGAGUACUUUGCAUCCUUAACUUCCUAAUUGCUGGCCGCUUCAUUUCCCACGAAGCGGAUCCAGAGGAGUUAACUUUGCGAGCAGAGAGGUUGGUCAGUAAAGAGUCGUGGUUGGAGCAGGGAGAUUACCUGCCUCUCAAUGUGUCCUACCAGGUGCUUGCUGGAGCACCGCCUGCUCAACAGAGGUAUCUAUCCAUUGGAUUGUCCUCAGUGAAGAGGAAGAAGGGCAGCUAUCUAAUCCCCACUUUGAAGUCCCUCUUCUUUCAGUCAUCUCCUGAGGAGCGCUCCUCCAUGGUGGUGGUAGUGCUGCUAGCAGAUUUUGAUGUUACCUGGAGAGUGACUACAACAAGGGAGAUUAAAACUACAUUUGCUUUGGAGCUGGAACAGAGCCAGCUGGUGGUCCUCCAUGUCCCUCAGGAUCAAUACCCUUCUGUUACAGGCCUAAAGAGGAACUACAACGAUGCGCCGGAAAGGGUAUCCUUCCGCUCCAAGCAGAACCUGGAUUACUCAUUCCUCAUUCACUACAGUGCUAGUCUUGGCAGAUACUAUCUCCAGCUGGAAGACGACGUCUCCUCUGCAAAAUAUUUCCUCUCGACCAUCAGGAGGCACGUUGAGGAGCACGAGGCGAAGAAGACCACCUGGGCAAUGCUGGAAUUUUCAGUCCUCGGCUACAUUGGAAAACUAUACAAAUCUGCCCAUCUUCCUCUCCUGGCCCGCUUCCUCUUCCUCUUCUACCAGGAGAUGCCUUGCGACUGGUUAAUGUCUCGCUUCCGAGAGCUGCUCACACAAAAGGAGCAAAUUGUUUUCAAACCAUCACUGUUCCAACACAUUGGGACUUACUCCUCUUUCCAAGGGACAUACAACAAGCUAAAGGACAAGGACUUUGAGGAGGGGUUCUACACCAAUCCUUUAGCUGAGGUUUAUUCUGACAUGUCUACCUAUAAGAACCACCACCCCCAACUCGCCUGGGAGCCUGGUGAGGGGUUUUUCUGGGGCCGCUCCCCCGAAAAUGGAUCUUAUCUGACCGCAGUGUUCAAAGCCCCCACAGUGGUAACAGGGAUAUUUGUAGAAACCGGAUCAGAGGGCAAAGACGUCCUGGAGUCGGCUGAGGUGGAGAUUGGCCGUGACGUGAGGAGCACAAAGAAAGGGGAGAAAAGUUGUGAAGAGUUCUUGUCUGUGGGCACUUUGGAGAAUGGGAGGUUUGAGAAGCACGAAGUGGACAAAAAGGAUAGUUUUAGCUCCUCUUGUCUGAGGAUAAAAGUUUCAGCGGGGCAGAAGGAUUGGGUGAUUAUCAAGAAAAUCCGCAUCUCAACAAAGCCAAGUUUAAUUCCACACCAGCCCUAAAAAUGUUUUUUUUCCGGCCAGAUGAGUAAUUUAUUAUUUGACCUGCUUGAUGAUCAAUGCAAUCUGAACAUGUAACUUUUGUGCCUUGUUAAACAUUGUCAUUGACGUAGCAACAAUCAAGUGCCUAAUGAAAGCGUGUAAGGCUUCAGUCCAUAACAUGUUUGGUAUGUUGUGUAAUAACUUGAGAGUUUCAGUGAUAAAAAGUUCCUAUCAGCUACAAGCCAGGACCUCCAGGAGCUUGCUGUAUUGACAAUGUUUACACUGUCUGUGCACAUGACUGGUAUUGAGUGUGCAUAACUCCUGGAUACGGUGAGGGAAACUUGAUGCUCAUGGUAACUUUCCUCCUGAUAGGGUUAGGGAGCAUUGUGAAUCUUGGAAGGAUUGCCUAAACCGUGGCCUUGUUGCCCACCUGGAUAUCGUCAGAAGAUGGACGGAGCUGAUGAAACCAUUUUGGCUUCUGAACAGUGACAUGCCCCAUGCUAACCAAAAGAAGCAACUGUUGCUAUGUCAAUGGGAUUGCAACAUUGACACAAUGUUACCACACUGCCAGGUGACAGACAUUUCUCAUCUUUUUUGGGGGGGCAAAUGAGACCCAGGUAACUGAUAUGGUGCUAUAAAUAGCCUUAGCUGUGUUUAUCGGUCGUGGCAUUGUUGAAACCUGCUGUUGCGGCUUUACAAUGAGAUUGAGUCCUAGUUUGUUCUAUUCUUCUAAAUAAGCCCUUCAGCGCCAGGGGGCCAAGAGUCCGGCUGCAGAAAUCAUGUAUUUACUUUCCAAUCUUCAGGUUUACUAGCGAUUACUAACUCUCAGCGUUGUGCUGAUGUGUGGUGGUGUUGGGUGGAGCUCAGAUGCUCUCAGGUGAGUGCACAGGUGUGGAAUAUCUCGGUCAACACGAAGCCGUGUCACGCUCGUCGACCCUCCUAGCCAUCCUAACUGCUGGAGGUGUCCCUCUCAGUCCAGCCUUGCUCGGUCACGGCCCCAACCAUCUCCCUUUGCCCGUCAUUGGCACAGCACCAAUCCCACGGCUGUCUUCUAGAAUUACUGGGAGUAAGAAUUCUGGCACCCUCAAUCAGGGAAGUGAUGCUCCUCAUUGAACAGUCCACCCUUGUGCUUUUUUGGAGACUAACUGGGAUGCUGUGCACUUAAACACUGUGCUUUCAUUUUACUCUACGGUGUAAUCAAAUAGACACAAGUUUAGGGUACUUGUCUGGGAAUAGUUUGUCAUUGUGUUUGCAUUUUCCUUUGCUUGUGUUGCGAUAGAUGGGCAGAUAUAAGUUUUGCUUGUUGUUUUUAAUAUAAACCUCCGAUGACAGGAUGGAUUGGUUUGGUUACUGUGCCAACCUCUGCGGAUUCAUCUGUUUUUCCUUUCUCCUGUUUUAGUGGUCCUUAGGAAUAAAUGAAAUAAACACCAACUGGGGCCUAGACAGCUGCCCGGUCCUCUUGACAUGAGGAAGAAUCCACCCUUAAAUGUGUCACAGCCACCGUAGGCCUGCCGCAGUCAUCAGUUCACCACUCUGAAAGACCAGGAUUUGGUCUGUGGUGUGAUCCUAACCAUACGGCGUUGAAUGGGAUGAGAGACCUGGGCUUUGUCCCAAAGGCAGUGGGCGGUGUCAAGGUGCUGGUUAGUCACAAUGAACCCAUCAAUCAGGUCUGCUCUCAUGGGCUCAUCCCUCUAUGCAGACGUGGGGUCUAUGGAGUUGACCAAUUUUGUUGGUUGUGAUUUUCCAGUCAGUCUAACAUGUUCAUUUGUUCAUCAAUUUCCUACAAAACAUUCAUCUCUCCCAAGCAACCUGAGAAAGGUUUGAUAUGAGACAGCUCCCACUGUCCAUCUGGUCUAUCAGGUGAUUGGCCUCUUGGCUCCUUGUGUUUAGUUUCCUCAGUCCUAACUUUUAGGAUUGACGGCCCCUGAUGACCACCAGGAGCCAGCCAAUGAAAUGAAACCCUGUGGUGAGUCAUUGGUACAGCAAAUAAUCUAAAAUUGUAUUACACACAAUAAAGUCCAGGCCAUGAUGCUUGAAUGCUAUUCACAUUUAUGUCAUUAGAGUUGUUGUCAUGGUUGUUGGAGAAGCUCGUCAUCGGUGAAUGUACAAAUGUACGGUGCAGAGAUUACACUUUGUUCUAGAAGGUGUUGUAGUUUCCUUUUCCCAAUAAAUAAAUAAAAGCUCACAAAAUGCCAAUGGGAGAAAAUAAGUGUAUCUCAUUCAAAAUGGACAGAAACAAAACUAAGCCAAUGUCUUGGUCAUUCAGCAGCAUCUGUCUACUAAUUUACCAAUUUCACAGCAAAAGAUUUUCAAAUAUAGGCUCUACAGACUGUUUGGCCAUCGAGGGACAACAUAAGAUUGCAACCAUAA
Molecule: messenger RNA, 4066 nt
Organism: Pungitius pungitius (ninespine stickleback)
Lineage: Eukaryota; Metazoa; Chordata; Actinopteri; Perciformes; Gasterosteidae
Product: alpha-1,3-mannosyl-glycoprotein 4-beta-N-acetylglucosaminyltransferase C-like
Exons: 5
Coding region: 326-1717 (463 amino acids)
Biological process (GO): protein N-linked glycosylation
Molecular function (GO): acetylglucosaminyltransferase activity
Source: RefSeq, a predicted model, not a curated record